CGGAAAGCCCAGAGCGCGAGAAAGUGGGCAGAACGCUGUUCUCUGUUGCGUGUGACUAAUCGAGCUUCCCUGUGAAGUAGCAUUCAAUUCAUACCAACCGUCUGUUCACCUGAGAGAUCGAAAGCGUUGUAAAAGAGCAGGUGAGUAACUCCAGUGGUAAUUUAGAUUUAAGUCGACUACUUGUCUGAACGUUAGUUUUAAACAACACAGUAAAACUUCUGGACAUCUGAGUGCUGACAGCGCUGAAGUUCCUUUAGAUGUGAACCCCAUUGGUGAGAACAAACGAGCAAAAAAAGGAUCAUGGCAACGGGGGGAUUUAAAUCUGCACCGACAGACUUUUUAGAAGAAUGGAAGGCUAAACGGGAGAAAAUGAGGGCGAAAAUGCUUGUGGACAUAGCCGCGGCCACUGGCGCGUGUGCUGGUAACGUGGCUGCCACUCCAUCUCUUGGGACAGGCAACAGCAACAAAAGUGAGGCGCGCAGUGCCGCUCAGAGCACCGAACUGAACAACAACGCCAACAUUGAUCGCGGGGGCUCUGUUCCCGUUAACUGCCUGACAUCCUCUCCAAUGGCACGCUCAUCAUCGUCCUCGGCCUUGAAGAGACCCGAGGACGACCUGCAGCCCACCACACCAGCACCCAAAGGAGCGGACAACCAGGGAAGUAACUUGAAGAAGACACCUCAGCCGGAGAAAGUUCCUUGUGCCUCUCAAGAUUCCAGCCCCACUGCUGUCUCUAAUGACAGUGACAAAGAAAGCACGUCACCUGGCAAAGGCAAGGAGAAGAAGAAUAGUGGUCCAAGCUCCAGGAAGGGGAAAGGGCAGAUCGAGAAGAGGAAGUUGAGAGAGAAGCGCCGAUCAACUGGUGUUGUCAGCAUACCAUCUAACGAGAGUUUGGAUGAGCUGGAUGAUGAUGACGGAGUAAAGAAGGACGUGGAUAUCACGCAGCACAACACGGUCCAGAACGAGGCCAUGACCGACCCCGGGGCUGCCCACCUAUUACAGGACACUCCAAGGUCCGGGAGCAGUCGUCAGAAGAGCUCCUCAGGGCCCGGCUCCGAGGAGGAGUCUGGGGGAAACAGCCGACAGCGCCACAGCCGCCCCGGGCGAGAGGCUGCAGCCCCCGGAGGCCUGGAGAGAAGGCUGGAGGACCUGGAGAAGGAGCUGGCCAUGGAGAGGCAGGAGAAUGACAAGCUAGCGAAGGCCCACCAGGACAAAGACGACCUCAUCGACAAGCUAAGGGAAGAGAUCGACCUGCUCAACAGAGACCUCGACGACAUCGAGGACGAGAACGAGCAGCUCAAGCAGGAGAACAAGACUCUGCUGAAGGUGGUGGGUCAGCUGACCAGGUAGAACCUCCAGCAGGUAGAACGUCCAGCAGGUAGAACCAACAACAGGUAGAACCUCCAGCAGGUAGAACCAACAACAUGGACAUGUCCUUUCCCCAGAAUGAACAACAAACCCUUUACAGUGUCAUCGGACCGCCAUGUCUCACUUUCCUGUCAUUCCUGAACAAAAAAAUAAAUAAACACACACAUAUAUAUAUAUAUGAGAGAGAGAGAGAUUUUAGAACCUCCCAUCCAUAGAUUCUACUUGAGUGUUCCCCCUGAGGAUGGGAUUCUGACUUCAGUGGAUUCUAAAGAAAGUGAGUGUACCUGUUCCUGGCCUCAUUGUGUCUCUGCGGAGGUCCUGUUGUGUCUAUGGUGGCAUAUUUAAUGUAAAUGUGUUGUAAAUAUUCCAUUUGGAUUUUGUUUGUUUUGUUCGAUAAAACCUUGAAUAAGGAAACAUUGAAUUUUCCCAGUUCAUCACAAAGCACACAAGGUUCUCCUGUAGGUUGUUUAAGUGAGCUGACAAUGCCCUCUCCACAUUCAUAAACUCACGGUCUGUUCACCGGGGGUCUUCUGACACAGGAAACAUUCCCAGAUCCAGGUCCUCCUUAUGUGUAAUGACAGUGCAUUACACAGCAAAUAUACUCUGUGGAUCAUCUCUACAUCCAUGUCUAUUAGACCGUCAAUAAAUCCUGUGCGAUUCAGACCACGUCAGACAAAACCACUACUGUCAGCCAAAGUGGGCUCUAUGCCUUGCCCCGCCCUUUUAGGGACACAUCCAAGAGCACCACAAGCUUGAAGGAACGAGAGCAUUCGACCUGCUCGUGCCCAUGGUUACCUUACCAUUCAUACGUGGUACAUUUGAACCCAGGUUGUAUAGAAACAACCCGGACUCAUUAAAGAUAUACAGUAUAUACCCAUGCUUUAGCUGUUUCAAAUGUUGACAAUUUAGUUUUGCGCUGUAGUAUGUUGGUGGUGAGGUUUUGUUUUGGGGUUUAACCCUGUAGGAAUCAAUGUGGAAUCUGUGUGUAUGCAUAUUUUGGCGUCUUUAAUUCAAGCGUUUACAACUUUCCUUUUUUUUCUUUUUUUUUUUCUUGGAAAUGUUGUUAGCUGUGUUAGCUGCUCGUGGUAUAGAGUGAGCGAGAUAUUUACAGUAAGCUACAGCUCUCCUUUUGUCGUAUGAUAACCAAAUUAACUGAAGGAACAUGCUGUUUGAAAUGGCUCUCAACUGUUUACUCUGAGCAAUGAUGAGGCUGAGACAGCAUAUUACUCUUACCUAAUCUGUACUUAGACCAUGCAUUCCUGUAGGGGCUGGGAGGGGGUGCAGAGGGGCUGGGGAGGGGGUCAGUUCAUUGUGAUGAAGUGCAUCUUUUCUAUCUCUCCCUCUUGUCUUGUACUUGUCAAGCCCACUGGGUGGCAAAGAAUAUAUUAAAAGUUUUCAACUGUACAGAGGGGAUUCUGAACAUAACCACUUUCUCUCUCUCUCACACACACACACACACACACACACACAUACAAUACAUCUCACUCACUCUCACACACGCGCACACACAAUCCAUCUUGCACACACAAACCGACACGCGUCCUACUCCUCUGUCUCUCUCCACUACAUCAUGCAUGUACAGAAGAUGAAGUCAUUUAAUAAAUGUUGAUUAUCUCUCUC
This is a messenger RNA of Osmerus eperlanus (European smelt), 2988 nucleotides long. It is a transcript of the gene pawr, whose product is annotated as PRKC, apoptosis, WT1, regulator. The coding region runs from base 301 to 1350 and encodes 349 amino acids. Gene Ontology annotation, cellular component: cytoplasm. The transcript has 7 exons. NCBI's taxonomy places the organism in Eukaryota, Metazoa, Chordata, Actinopteri, Osmeriformes, Osmeridae. Gene Ontology annotation, biological process: apoptotic process; positive regulation of apoptotic process. The record is from RefSeq and is a predicted model, not a curated record.